This is a messenger RNA of Pseudomassariella vexata, 1501 nucleotides long. RefSeq names its product ADP,ATP carrier protein. Gene Ontology annotation, cellular component: mitochondrial inner membrane. Bases 171 to 1118 code for a protein of 315 amino acids. Gene Ontology annotation, biological process: mitochondrial ATP transmembrane transport; mitochondrial ADP transmembrane transport. NCBI's taxonomy places the organism in Eukaryota, Fungi, Ascomycota, Sordariomycetes, Amphisphaeriales, Pseudomassariaceae. The record is from RefSeq and is a predicted model, not a curated record. The transcript is spliced from 4 exons. Gene Ontology annotation, molecular function: ATP:ADP antiporter activity.
GCUGUUCUCUUCGACCUCCCGGAAAGUUUUUUUUCUCUCACAUCACCCUGCAGUCGCAUUGAAAUAUCGGCGUGCACCACCACUCCUCCUCCUCUUCUCAUCUUCUUCUUUAUUCCCCCCCAUCUCCACUCAGUCAUUCAAGGCUAGUCUUUGAGUAACCUGCCGACAAGAUGUCGCAACCCGAGAAGCAGAGCGUUCUGGGCAUGCCCCCGUUCGUGGCCGAUUUCCUGAUGGGUGGUGUCUCCGCCGCUGUCUCCAAGACUGCCGCUGCUCCCAUUGAGCGCGUCAAGCUUCUGAUUCAGAACCAGGAUGAGAUGUUGAAGGUCGGUCGUCUCGACCGCAAGUACGAUGGUAUCCUUGAGUGCUUCAAGCGUACCACCGCCGAUGAGGGUGUCAUGUCUCUGUGGCGUGGAAACACUGCCAACGUCAUCCGAUACUUCCCUACCCAAGCCCUGAACUUCGCCUUCCGUGACAAGUUCAAGGCCAUGUUCGGCUACAAGAAGGAGCGUGAUGGAUACGCCAAGUGGAUGGCUGGUAACCUUGCCUCCGGUGGUGCUGCCGGUGCCACUUCCCUGCUCUUCGUCUACUCUCUCGACUACGCCCGUACUCGUCUUGCCAACGAUGCCAAGAACGCAAAGAAGGGUGGUGAGCGCCAGUUCAACGGUCUUAUUGACGUUUACCGUAAGACUCUGGCUUCCGAUGGUAUUGCUGGUCUGUACCGUGGUUUCGCCCCCUCAGUCGUUGGUAUCGUUGUCUACCGUGGUCUCUACUUCGGCAUGUACGAUUCCUUGAAGCCCGUCGUCCUGGUCGGUCCCCUCGCAAACAACUUCUUCGCUUCCUUCGCUCUCGGCUGGUUGGUCACCACUGGUGCCGGUAUUGCCUCUUACCCCCUUGACACCAUCCGUCGCCGCAUGAUGAUGACCUCUGGUGAGGCCGUCAAGUACAACGGUACUCUCGAUGCUGCCCGCCAGAUCGUCGCCAAGGAGGGUGUCAAGUCUCUCUUCAAGGGUGCUGGUGCCAACAUCCUUCGUGGUGUCGCCGGUGCCGGUGUCCUGUCUAUCUACGACAAGCUCCAGGUGCUCCUCUUCGGCAAGGCCUUCAAGGGCGGCUCUGGUUAAAUACCCACAUACCUCCAUAGACGCGGUAACGCUGGCUGGCGUGGUGGUGUAAUUCAGAGGGCUGGGGGCUCGGCUGAGAUGGCAAGGGGUUGAUAUAAAAAGGCCAUGGUGUUGUGGACACCACGACGGACAGUUGUUUCAGUGGCUCACUGCGGCGGCGUUCUGGACCAGCUUCACUUUUGCGGCAUGGUUUCGCAAGCAGGACAACAUCGUCCAAGCAUUGCGGGGCCAGCCGUUGUAAUUUAGAUCCUAGGCAAUUCCCUUGGCUGUAUUCUCACCCUGCAACUUCUCUCCGCUGGAUCCUGCUUUCACCCGGGCAUGUUCGUUUGGUACCAUACGACUCAUAGACAACCUGCAAUGAAUGCGAUUUGAUUUUCCUGAAA